AUGGCAUUCUUGAGUGCUUGCGAAACAGCCAAAGGUGACUUCAAUCAGCCUGAUCAGGUGGUCCAUCUCGCCGCCGCCAUGUUCUUCGCGGGAUUCAAAAGCGUCAUCGCUACGCUCUGGUCCAUGGCGGACGCGGACGGGCCAGAGAUAGCUCGGUCUAUAUAUCAGAACAUAUUCAGCAGCGAAUCAGAUCACAUCGAUCCCGAUGAUAUCGCGUAUGCCCUCGACGAGGCCGUCACGAAACUGCGAACCGUCCAGCCUGAGCCGCUCCGAUGGGCACCGUAUAUACACCUAGGGAUUUGA
Punctularia strigosozonata HHB-11173 SS5 is the source of this 303-nucleotide messenger RNA. RefSeq lists its product as uncharacterized. The record is from RefSeq and is a predicted model, not a curated record. NCBI's taxonomy places the organism in Eukaryota, Fungi, Basidiomycota, Agaricomycetes, Corticiales, Punctulariaceae. The coding region runs from base 1 to 303 and encodes 100 amino acids. The transcript is spliced from 3 exons.